Molecule: messenger RNA, 1626 nt
Organism: Fusarium sp. VM40
Lineage: Eukaryota; Fungi; Ascomycota; Sordariomycetes; Hypocreales; Nectriaceae
Source: the annotation of a GenBank genome assembly
AUGUCGACCAUGAUCACAGCCGCGCAAUGGGUCCCUAGGGGCUUCGCUGCGCCCUUCCCUCAGAAAUACACCCUAGACGAGGCCGAAUUUGAGCGGAUAGCAGAGCUUGCCAAGCUCCAACUCGACGACGCCCAGGAAGACCUCGAGGAAGCUGAGGCGGCCCAGAACGGCGCAAAGGCAGACAAGACCGAGGACAAGGAGGACGACUCGGAGAUGAAGAUUGACGAUGACAAGCCUACUGACAAGAACGAGAUUAACCUUAAUGAUGACGACCUAAAAGAAUACGACUUGGAAAACUAUGACAAUGACGACAAUGAGGAUUUGCCCGGAAACGGAGAAGGCAUGGGCAUGUUUGGAAACAUCAAGUCGCUGGCCUACUACGAGUCGAAUAAGGACGAUCCCUACAUCACAAUCGACGCCGACAAAGAGCAGGAUGAUGAGGACCGAGAAGAGCUUCAGGUUCUUGCGACUGACAACCUGAUUGUGUCUGCCAAGGUGGAGGACGAGAUGGCGCAUCUUGAGGUGUAUGUCUACGAGGAUGAAGCCGACAACCUUUACGUGCACCACGACAUCAUGCUGCCUGCCAUUCCUCUCUGUGUCGAGUGGAUCGACAUGCCCGUCAACAAGGCGGGUGUAGAGAAGGAUGCGACUGGCAACUUCGUCGCUGUAGGCACACUAGACCCCGAUAUUGAGGUUUGGGAUCUGGACACCAUCGACUGCAUGUAUCCCAACGCAAUUCUUGGCCAGGGAGGCAACGAAGAGGAGAAGAAGUUGAAAAAGAAGAAGAAGAAGUCAAAGAAGUCCAAUGAUGAGUACCACGUUGAUGCCGUCCUGUCAUUGGCAGCCAACCGCAAGCACCGCAACUUGCUGGCCUCGGCCUCGGCCGACAAGACGGUCAAGCUGUGGGAUCUUAACACAACAAAGUGCGCCAAGUCGUACACUUACCAUACUGACAAGGUGUGCUCGCUGGCGUGGCACACAAACGAACCUACCGUGUUGCUGAGCGGUUCUUACGACCGAACUGUGGUGGCGGCCGAUAUGCGUGCGCCGGAUGCAAAGGCUCCCCGAUGGGGUGUUGAGAGUGACGUCGAGAACGUGCGGUGGGAUCCUCACGACCCUAACUUCUUCUUCGUCUCAACAGAGAACGGCAUCAUCCACUACCACGACGUCCGCAAUGCGCCGUCCGACCCUACGGGCACCAAGGCUGUCUGGACACUACAGGCCCACGACGAGUCUGUGUCUUCGUUCGACAUCAACUCCGUGGUUCCUGGUUACAUGGUGACCGGCUCGACCGACAAGACGGUCAAGCUGUGGAACAUCCAGGCCACAGGACCCUCGGUGGUAGUUUCGCGCAACCUCGAUGUCGGAAAGGUCUUUUCCACCACGUUCGCACCCGAUCCGGAGGUUGCCUUCCGUCUCGCCGUCGCCGGCAGCAAGGGCACCAUGCACAUCUGGGACACCAGCACCAACGCGUCGGUGCGUAAGGCCUUUGCACAGCGGGUACCGGAGCAGCGCGGGAAGGGCGAAGAUCGUCUCGUUGGCGUCAACAACGAUGACAGCUCAAGCGACGAGGAGGAGGAUGGAGACGACAAGGAUGAGGAUGAUGAUUCGAUGGAUGAGGACUAA